Molecule: messenger RNA, 797 nt
Organism: Saimiri boliviensis boliviensis (Bolivian squirrel monkey)
Lineage: Eukaryota; Metazoa; Chordata; Mammalia; Primates; Cebidae
Product: fatty acid-binding protein, brain
Molecular function (GO): lipid binding
Source: RefSeq, a predicted model, not a curated record
UAAAGGGUCUUCUGAACUGCAGUGGCAAUUAGACGAGAAGAUCCUCGCUCUUGUCUCUAAAGACGGGAAAGGGCAAGGAUGGUGGAGGCUUUCUGUGCUACCUGGAAACUGACCGACAGUCAGAACUUUGAUGAGUACAUGAAGGCUCUAGGUGUGGGCUUUGCCACUAGGCAGGUGGGAAAUGUGACCAAACCAACGGUAAUUAUCAGUCAGGAAGGAGACAAAGUGGUCAUCAGGACUCUCAGCACAUUCAAGAACACGGAGAUUAGUUUCCACCUGGGAGAAGAGUUUGAUGAAACCACUGCGGAUGAUAGAAACUGUAAGUCUGUUGUUAGCCUGGAUGGAGACAAACUUGUUCACGUACAGAAAUGGGAUGGCAAAGAAACAAAUUUUGUAAGAGAAAUUAAGGAUGGCAAAAUGGUUAUGACCCUUACUUUUGGUGAUGUGGUUGCUGUUCGCCACUAUGAGAAGGCAUAAAAAAGCUCCUGGUCUGGGCUUAGAAGAGUGCUUCAGUUUUGAUGUUUACUCAAGUCUCAGUGCUAUCCUAUUACAGCACAGCUGAUCAUUAAUUAGAUGGUUAUCCUUGGUGUGGAGGUGGAAAAUGCUGAUUUAAAAGUUUGUUACUCCAAGCAACUAGCCCACUUUUAAUCUGAAAAUUAAUUAAUUAUGUUUUAUAAUUUGAAUUAAAAUUUUGUGGCCCCUCUUUUUUUUUUUUAUAAACAAGUGAAUACAUUUUAUAAUUUCUUUUGGAAUGCAAAUCAAAUCUGAAUAAAAUCUUAAACGUGAAAAAAAAAAAA